AUGCCAGCUCAAUUGACCGUCAACGCUACUGAAUUCACUUUAAACAACGGAACCAAGAUUCCAGCAGUGGGCUUGGGAACAUGGCAAGCAACUGAAGAUGACGCCGCUUACAAAGCCGUCUUGGCAGCCUUGCAGAACGGAUACAAGCACAUUGACACGGCACACAUCUACCGCAACGAGGAACAAGUUGGCCGUGCCAUCAAAGACCUGAAGAUCCCACGUGAGCAAUUGUUCAUCACCACCAAGCUUUGGAAUGCCGAUCACAAGAACGUGGAAGCUGCUUUGGAUGCCUCGCUUGCUAAGCUCGGCUUGGACUAUGUCGACUUGUACUUGAUCCACUGGCCAGUGUCAACGAACCCGGAAACCAACAAGCCAUACGAAGAUUGGGAUUUCGUCGAUACCUGGAAAGAAUUGCAAAAGAUCUACAAGCAAAGCUCAAAAGUCAAGGCUAUUGGAGUUUCCAACUUUACCGUGAAGAAGUUGCAAAAGUUGUUGAGUGCCAAUGGAGUCGACGUUGUGCCAGCUGCAAAUCAAGUUGAAGCACAUCCUUUGUUGACCCAGCCUGAAUUGGUUGAGUUUUUAAAAUCCAAGAACAUCAAGUUGGAGGCCUACUCGCCUUUGGGCUCGACUGACUCUCCAUUGUUCAAGAACCCUACCAUUGUUGAAAUUGCCGAAAAGAAUGGAGUUGAGCCCGCGCAAGUGUUGGUCUCGUGGGCUGUUCAAAGAGAUACUGUGGUUUUGCCUAAAUCGGUUACUGAAUCCAGAGUCAUCUCCAACAUCAAGACAUUCACCUUGUCAAAGGAAGAUUUCGAUGCAUUGAACAACCUUUCCGAAAAGGAUGGUGUAGUCAGAACUUGUAACCCAGGAUUCAACAAUUUCGACGAUUAG
Molecule: messenger RNA, 888 nt
Organism: Lodderomyces beijingensis
Lineage: Eukaryota; Fungi; Ascomycota; Pichiomycetes; Serinales; Debaryomycetaceae
Source: the annotation of a GenBank genome assembly